Messenger RNA from Penicillium concentricum, 774 nucleotides. RefSeq lists its product as uncharacterized. Gene Ontology annotation, cellular component: endoplasmic reticulum. The coding region runs from base 1 to 774 and encodes 257 amino acids. Gene Ontology annotation, molecular function: L-ascorbic acid binding; iron ion binding; procollagen-proline 4-dioxygenase activity. The transcript has 2 exons. Lineage: Eukaryota; Fungi; Ascomycota; Eurotiomycetes; Eurotiales; Aspergillaceae. Gene Ontology annotation, biological process: peptidyl-proline hydroxylation to 4-hydroxy-L-proline. The record is from RefSeq and is a predicted model, not a curated record.
AUGGCCAAAUUCAAAAAACCAGACCCAAAAUCUCAACCAAAAACAACCCCAAACUGGCCACCCCUCCGCCCCCUCCUCCCCGCCGCCGAUCUAACCCUGACCCCCCUCCUCACCGACCAAAUCUACCUCAUCCGCAAUUUCCUCCCAAGCACCCUAUGCAAAACCUACGCCUCAUUCCUCGCCUCUCUUCCACUAACAACAACCCCGGGAACCCCCAAGAAAGAUGAGGCCUUACGCGUCAACGACCGAUUCCAGAUCGACGAUGCGCGGUUUGCGGAGAUGCUAUGGAGCACGACGGCGCUGAAAGAGCUUGUCACGACGCGUUUUGAAGAAGAUGAGUAUGGGUACGAGAACACAGAUGAUAGUAUCUCGCCCGCGCUCGCUGAACGCGCACGUCAACUCUGGGGCGGAGAUCCGUUGGGGUUGAAUCCUAAUAUUCGUAUUUAUCGAUACUCGGCAGGACAGUUCUUUGGACAACAUUAUGACGAUGCUAAUAAUAUAACCCUGCCCCCGCCGAAUUCGCGAUCAAAAGCAACACCCGCACGCACCACCUGGACACUUCUUGUCUACCUGACGUCUUGUACAGGCGGUGAAACAGUCUUCUAUCCUGAGCCGACGCGCGCGAACCGUAAUCCGGAGCCGAUAGCUGUUGCGCCGGAGGUUGGGAUGGCGCUGUUGCAUCGUCAUGGAGAUCAUUGUAUGUUGCAUGAGGGAGUUGAGGUUACUGGAGGGGAGAAGUGGGUUUUGAGGAGUGAUUUGGUUGUGCCGAGGUGA